Messenger RNA from Xylona heveae TC161, 1286 nucleotides. RefSeq names its product DUF1917-domain-containing protein. The transcript has 5 exons. NCBI's taxonomy places the organism in Eukaryota, Fungi, Ascomycota, Xylonomycetes, Xylonales, Xylonaceae. The coding region runs from base 59 to 1078 and encodes 339 amino acids. The record is from RefSeq and is a predicted model, not a curated record.
UUAAACUCAUUUUAUGUACAGGAAUUCAUUCCUUACGCUGAGCCAUUGCAUUGACACCAUGGAGGACAUCGUAAUGGCGGAUGUGGACGACACUGUGAUUGUUCAACGAGGUUUGGAUGAUGAUAUGGACAUUUCAGACGAUGUCAGCUUCCAUGGUGACAAUCGUGAGAAAUUACGUCUUAAUGCACUUGGUGCGCUGGCGGGAAAGAACUGUGCUCCUCCUUAUCCUCAAGCCAGCACUUAUCCAGGAACUCCAUUCUCUGAAUCUGUCAAAUUCAAUACGACAUAUCGUUCUCAAAACCAAAACCAAACACAACCCUUAUACAAUCCCCACGAAAGGAAGCUUUCAGGCCGAAAGCUCUCCGAAACAGUCGAGGAGUUCCUCGCUCGUCUCCCACCUAGCAGCACCCAAUCCAGUACUCAUUCUCCAUGGAUAUGGAUUGCGAACCCAUAUGCGGCUCAUCGUCCUGUGGCCGAAGACUUGGCGGGAUUAAUGUCUGCGGGAGAAAGCAUUCUGUCAAAGUGGGCGGGAAAGAAGGCGACUAUUGAGAACGAACUGCAAAAGGAAGGAAAAAUGGUCGCGGCCAUAUCCAGAACGAUUAAUAUCGAGAAGAAGAGCGUCGAAGAGGAGUUGCAGAAUUUGGCAAAGGAAAAGAAAUCUACCAUUGGCAAAUGGAUGCUCUUUCCAGAAACUUCAAUCGAUCGCAUCUGGGCAAUAGUUGCGACUGCCACUGCGGCGGGUCAGCUGGGUAUCGAUGCAAAAAUCGCUACAGCAGAUGGUGGUACUGGGGGCAUUGCAUCCACGACUCGGCCCCGUCUGAUUUGCAUAUACACAUACGACUUCUCGGAUACCCAGGACGUGCUGCGCGUUCUUCUCAGACUUGUGGAGUUGGAGCUGGUGGGGAACAGUGGCGGUCGCGGCGACGGUGGAAUCUAUUAUAAAUCCGACGCAUAUACAUAUCUCGGCAUCACUUCUGGAAAUCCAUGGGGACUCAAAGCGAGCAUGUAUUCAUCACGGGACAUGCUGGCGUCCGCGCAGGUGAGGAGGAGGAAUGAGAACCUGUGGGGUGGAGUUUAGGUCAUGAGGAUUCCCUGCCGGCGUAUUGCAAAUCCAUUUAUUUCCUCACACCGUUGGAAGAGGAGGCAGCUGCAUACCCUAUAGGGUUGCAUACUAUGCAUACAUUAUGCAGAAUAGCUGGCUUGUGUUAAGCACGUGGCGUUGCCUACGAACUAAACAAGCCUGCUUUGAUGAUUUACGAGGAAAUUUACGAGACAACUUACGAGAC